GUGUGUCUGGCUCCGAGUUUGUGCUGGGGUCUGCAGGGAGCGGUGGUGUCAAUCCGGAGGAAUGUGGGGAUUCGUGACCCGCCGGGGUGUAUGCGCCCCAGGGAGCGCCAUGGCCCGUGCACGCCAGGAGGGCAGCUCUCCGGAGCCCGUAGACGGCCCUCGCCCCUUCCCCCUCGGCCGCCUGGUGCCCUCUAGACAAGAGGAGCAGCAGCGACACCGCCCAUCACCCUGGAGGGUCCUGUACAAUCUCAUCAUGGGACUCCUGCCCUUACCCAGGGGCCACAGAGCCCCCGAGAUGGAGCCCAAUUAGGUGCCUGCAUUCGCCCGGUGGACGUCAGGGACCAGGGGGGCAGGACCCUCCCGCCUCCUGACGCCCUGGCCAGUGCGGGGCGCUUUUUCU
Molecule: messenger RNA, 400 nt
Organism: Fukomys damarensis (Damara mole-rat)
Lineage: Eukaryota; Metazoa; Chordata; Mammalia; Rodentia; Bathyergidae
Gene: Bbc3
Product: BCL2 binding component 3
Exons: 3
Coding region: 62-310 (82 amino acids)
Biological process (GO): positive regulation of release of cytochrome c from mitochondria; execution phase of apoptosis; release of cytochrome c from mitochondria
Cellular component (GO): mitochondrion
Source: RefSeq, a predicted model, not a curated record